Cryphonectria parasitica EP155 is the source of this 1083-nucleotide messenger RNA. Its product is annotated as NAD(P)-binding protein. Bases 1 to 981 code for a protein of 326 amino acids. NCBI's taxonomy places the organism in Eukaryota, Fungi, Ascomycota, Sordariomycetes, Diaporthales, Cryphonectriaceae. The transcript is spliced from 4 exons. The record is from RefSeq and is a predicted model, not a curated record.
AUGGCAUACAAAGUCCUCCUCCUGGGUGCGACGGGCUACCUUGGCGGCACGGUCCUCACAGACCUCGAACGUGCUGGCGACUUUGAUGUCACCUGCGUUGUGCGGCCCGAGAGGGAGGCGUGUAUGAGCGGGCGACGGACAAGGUUGCUUGUGGUCUCUCACGAUGAGCUGGGCAAGAUAGAAGAUGCCUGCGCAGAGGUGGACGUCGCCAUCAACGCUGCCACUUCAGACGAUCUCCAUCUCACCAGGGCCAUCAACCGAGGCCUGGCGAGGAGGACGGGCAGGAAGGGCGUUCUGGUUCAUAUCUCGGGCACGCAGCUGAUCGAGUCGGCACCGACGGGCAGGCUGGAGGACGUGCCCAAGUAUGACGACCUGGACGUCGAGCAGAUCAAGUCUAUACCUGACACUGCGCUGCACCGGCUGAUUGACCUCGAGGUCAGCAGGGCCGACCUGGCAGAUGAGAUCACCGCAUCCAUCAUCUGCCCAGGCGUCAUCUUCGGGCGCGGGUCAGGCCCGCUCAAGACCAUCUCGUCCCCGUUCCCCAACCUCGUCCGCCUGGCGCUGCGGAACAGGCGCGUCACCUACGCCGGCGAGGGCACCAACAUCUGGGCACACGUCCAGGCCCAGGACGUCUCGGACUUGAUCAUACGGUCUAUCAGGCACAACCUUGGUGCUGCUGGUGCAAAACCCGCUGGGUUCGAGAGGUUCUACUUCGCUGAGAAUGGCGAGCACCAGAAGCUCGACCUCUGCACCAAGAUGGCCUCGGUCCUCCAUGCCAACGGCGCCGCCGUCGAGGCUGCCACGCCCGUGUCGGUGUCGCCGGACAGCCCUCGGGCGCCGAGCUGGGCUAACAGAACCACGGCGCGGUGCUGGGCCAACCGGGCGAGGCGGGAGCUUGGCUGGCGGCCCGCUGUGCUUCUUGAGGAUGUGCUUGAGGCCGAGGUGCUGGAUAUUCUAUCGGCGGUGAGGGACGAGGUGUGAUAACUUGUGCUUCGUAUUCUUGAUGGGACCCCCAAUGCUGUAUAAGCAAGGGAAGGGCUCGUGUACGACAAUAUGAAAAUGUACAAUGUACUAUGUAAGAAC